Messenger RNA from Humulus lupulus (European hop), 1229 nucleotides. RefSeq lists its product as uncharacterized. Lineage: Eukaryota; Viridiplantae; Streptophyta; Magnoliopsida; Rosales; Cannabaceae. Bases 448 to 744 code for a protein of 98 amino acids. The transcript has 6 exons. The record is from RefSeq and is a predicted model, not a curated record.
CCCUAUUCUCUCUCCACAUUCUUAGCUAGCCAAACUCAUCAGCCGCCCCUCUUUCUUUCUUUCUCUGAUCUCUUCUUUCCUCUCCUCAUACCCUAUGUUUCUUUCCCUCAUACCACCACCAUCUUCGUCAGCUCCAUCUCCCCUCACCCAAAAACAGCCAGACCCCGUCAUCCCUUCCUCACCAUCUUCGACCUCAACGGUCCUACCCGGGUCGUGAGGACCCAAGUGCAAGUGUCCGAAUCACCCAAGCCCAUCUCGGCCUCCCUCGUGUGUGACCCCGAAGCCAGGUGACGCGACCCCAACUUAGCCCUCACCACCAUCUGACCACCCUUGAGCCACCUCACCUCGCCUGUUUUCACACCAAACCACGACCAAACCAGGAGUGAUUUCUGCCUCUCUUCUCUUAUUUUCACAUGUAUAUAUAUUUUACCCUAACAGAGAUGGUCAAUGGCAACAACGCCUUUGGGAAAACCAUUUUCUCAAUCUGCUACGAAGAUCUCAAGGCCAUUGUUGAAGAUCUUCAAGCUAUAUCCAUUUGCGGCCAUGUCUUCCACGAGCUAUGGUUGGUCUUGGAAUGACUGGGAAAGGACAACAAAGAGCUCAAACAGGAGUGGAGUCAUUGUAACUGAAGAGGAAGCACAAGCUGGAUUUGUUUGCCGAGUGCAGUCAUCUGACAAAAGCAAGUUUAAGGUUUGUGUAAUCUUUGGUGUUGAAUUUCAAAAUUUCUGUAGAGACAAGACCUAGGGAGGCUAAAAAACAGGACAAGUUUUCUAAUCAUAUUCCAAAAUGGUAGUAGCUUGGUUUGGGUCAAAGACUGACCUUGUUGAUAACAUUCUAAGGUACCAAUCUUUUAAUUUUUAGUGCAGGUAUAGGAAGAACUGGAGCAUAUUGUGUAAUUCAUAGACAGCAAGAGCCAUAAAAUUGUAGAACAUAUGAAUGAGCGACUAGAUAUUGCUCUAAAGUUUUUUUCUUUUUUUGUAAAUGGCAAAUACAUGUUUAUAUAUAUAUAUAUUAUGAAAGAAACAAAACAGUCCCGACCCUUACAUUCUACGUUCCUUCACUGCAGGUUACUAGAAAAGCACGUUCCUUCAAUGCAGUAACAUGAACUUUUGAUGUAGUGUGUAGAUUUGUAUAUGUGAUUAGUUUGUAUAAUAUUUUAGAUUUUGUAUUGUAAACACUUAAAUUGUAUAUAAUAUAGCUCAUUAAUUUUAUAAAAAGUAGUUUGGGUA